Plasmodium yoelii is the source of this 639-nucleotide messenger RNA. RefSeq names its product 50S ribosomal protein L18, apicoplast, putative. Gene Ontology annotation, molecular function: 5S rRNA binding; structural constituent of ribosome. Bases 1 to 639 code for a protein of 212 amino acids. Gene Ontology annotation, biological process: translation. The transcript has 2 exons. The record is from RefSeq and is a predicted model, not a curated record. NCBI's taxonomy places the organism in Eukaryota, Apicomplexa, Aconoidasida, Haemosporida, Plasmodiidae. Gene Ontology annotation, cellular component: ribosome.
AUGCGUAUUUCAGUUUUGCUAGUUCCUAUAUUCUUAUAUUUUAUUUGUGCAAUAAAAUGUUUCACAAUUAAUAAAAAACCACCAUUAUACAAAAGCUUUUUAAUCGGUUUAUCCUUAAAAACAAAAAAACAAAAUUCAGAAACAAACAUACCAACACGCGCCAAACGCAAGGAUCGUAGACGCGUAAAAAAUGAAAUAUUACAACAAUUAAUAGAUGAACAUGUUGCAAAUAAAAAUGUCGAAAAAGAUGAAGAUACAAAGAGAGGAAUAAUAAAUAACUUAGAUGUUGAUAAAGAAAUAUUAGAAGGAAAAAGAAUACCAAGAAUGCGAAUAAAAAACACAAAUAAUCAUAUAUAUGCAUCUAUUAUAGAUGAUUAUAAAAAACAUAUAUUAUGCUUUAUUUGUUCUAGAGAUCCUAAUUUAUCAAGCAUACUAGGAACUUAUAUUAAUAAGAAAACGAAUAGAAUAAUAAAUGAUGGAAAAAGUAUAAAAUCUGCAUGGGAAAUUGGAAAAAUUAUUGGAAAAAAAGCAUUAAAUAAAGGAAUAUAUCGAGUAAAAUUUGAUCGAGGAAUAUAUAAAUAUGAAGGUAAAGUUGAAGCAUUAGCUGAGGGAGCAAGAGCUAUUGGUCUUAUUUUAUAG